AUGCCUGAGGCUCCAAACCACUACCAUCUAUGCAGCAAGCCAAAUGGACAGCUUGAUGAUGAUGGUAGUAAUACUAACGUCAUCAAGGACAACAACACUAAAGCACUGAAAUACAUUGAGGACGUUACCAGCAACACUGAUGAAAUUCAAGAAAGGGUCCUUGCCGAGAUCCUUUCUUCCAGUGCACACGUUGAGUACCUUCAACGUCAUGGCUUAGAUGGGCACACAGACAGAGACACGUUCAAGAAGAUCAUGCCUUUGGUGACCUACGAGGAUUUAAAACCAGAUAUUGAUCGCAUAGCAAAUGGUGAUACCUCCCCAAUUUUAUGUUCCAAACCAAUAUCUGAGUUCCUCACUAGCUCUGGAACAUCUGGUGGGGAGAGAAAAUUGAUGCCAACCAUAGAAGAUGAGCUAAAGAGGAGGUCAUUACUUUAUAGCCUCUUGAUGCCAGUGAUGGAUCAAUUUGUACCCAAUUUGGACAAGGGCAAAGGCAUGUACUUUUUGUUCAUAAAAUCAGAAGCCAAGACCCCAGGGGGACUCCUAGCUCGUCCAGUUUUAACAAGCUACUACAAAAGUUCACACUUCAAGAAUCGCACACAUGGUCAUGAUCCUUACACAAACUACACUAGCCCCAUUGAGACCAUUCUCUGCUUAGAUUCUUAUCAAAGCAUGUAUUCUCAGUUGCUUUGUGGCCUUUAUCAAAACCACCAAGUUCUUCGUGUUGGUGCUGUUUUUGCUUCCGGUUUCAUCCGUGCCAUCAAGUUCCUCGAAAAGCAUUGGCUUUGUUUGUGUAAUGACAUUAGAAAUGGGAACAUAAACCCUGAAAUCACUGACUCAUCCGUGAGAGAUGCCAUCAUGGAAAUACUCAAGCCAAAUCCAAAGCUUGCGGAUUUCAUAGAAGCUGAAUGCAAGAAGGGUUCUUGGAAGGGGAUUAUUACUAGGUUAUGGCCCAACACUAAGUAUGUUGAUGUUAUUGUCACUGGAACUAUGUCUCAGUAUAUUCCAACAUUGGAUUACUAUAGCAAUGGUCUCCCUCUUGUGUGUACCAUGUAUGCUUCCUCUGAGUGUUAUUUUGGCCUCAACUUAAACCCUUUAUGUGAACCAAGUGAGGUGUCUUACACCCUCAUUCCCACCAUGGCCUACUUUGAGUUCUUGCCCCUUAAUGAGAUAAAUGGACACACCAAUUCAGUUUCUCACUCAGAGCAAGAACAUUUGGUUGAUCUCGUAGAUGUAGAGUUGGGUCAGGAAUAUGAGCUUGUGGUCACCACUUAUGCAGGCCUUUAUAGGUACCGGGUUGGUGAUAUACUCCGUGUAGCAGGAUUCAAGAAUAAGGCUCCUCAAUUUAACUUUAUAUGCCGCAAGAAUGUGAUUUUGAGCAUUGAUUCUGACAAGACAGAUGAAGUUGAGCUACAAAAUGCUGUGAAGAAUGGAGCUAACCAUCUAGCACAAUUUGGAGCAUCCCUCACAGAAUACACAAGCUGUGUCAACACAUCCACUAUCCCAGGCCACUACGUAUUGUACUGGGAGAUUAGCAUGAUUGAUAAUGGCCAAACCCUAAUUCCUGCUUCAGUCUUUGAAGAGUGUUGUUUUGUGGUUGAAGGGUCUCUCAAUAGCGUGUAUCGCCAAGGUAGGGUAUCAGAGUCCAUUGGACCAUUGGAAAUCAAGAUAGUUGAGAAUGGAACAUUUGACAAGCUUAUGGAUUUCGCUCUUAGCCAGGGUGCUUCCAUAAAUCAGUAUAAAACACCUCGUUGCGUGAAAUAUUUUCCCAUUGUUGAUCUUCUUAAUUCCAAGACAGUUUCCAAUUACUUCAGUCCAAAAUGUCCAAAGUGGGUUCCUGCUCAUAAGAAGUGGUACCCUUGA
Molecule: messenger RNA, 1860 nt
Organism: Abrus precatorius (Indian licorice)
Lineage: Eukaryota; Viridiplantae; Streptophyta; Magnoliopsida; Fabales; Fabaceae
Product: indole-3-acetic acid-amido synthetase GH3.6-like
Exons: 3
Coding region: 1-1860 (619 amino acids)
Cellular component (GO): cytoplasm
Molecular function (GO): indole-3-acetic acid amido synthetase activity
Source: RefSeq, a predicted model, not a curated record